Ostrinia nubilalis (European corn borer) is the source of this 3073-nucleotide messenger RNA. RefSeq lists its product as uncharacterized. The coding region runs from base 182 to 3073 and encodes 963 amino acids. The record is from RefSeq and is a predicted model, not a curated record. Gene Ontology annotation, cellular component: cytoplasm; mitochondrion. Gene Ontology annotation, molecular function: protein dimerization activity; NAD(P)H oxidase H2O2-forming activity; FAD binding. Gene Ontology annotation, biological process: mitochondrial respiratory chain complex assembly; apoptotic process. The transcript is spliced from 16 exons. NCBI's taxonomy places the organism in Eukaryota, Metazoa, Arthropoda, Insecta, Lepidoptera, Crambidae.
UUCACGAAAAAAACCGCUGUUCCAAAUCUAAUUUGUAAUCACUGUCAAUUUCAUUGUUUCACAAAAAUGCGGUACAAACUCACCACCGUCAAAUCAAAACAAUGUAAGUAAUCUAAAAGAAAUCAAAAUUAAAAAUUGAUGUUAACGAUUGAUUUGGACAAAUUGUGCGUGAACCGGCGCUAUGUUCGCUUCGCCCGCUCGCUGCUGCCUGGCCGGCUGCCGGGCACACGUGAUGCCUGGCAGGAAGAGCCACUUGGUGCAGGCUGUCACUGGAUAUGGUCGCAGAGGCAAGCACGACAAGGGCUCCUGCUGCAAGGACAUAGCCCAGACCGAGGGCAAGCGCGUGGAGCCGUGGCCCAAGAGUGACCCCCCGCCGCCUGCCUGGCGCUGCGAGUGCCCCACCGAGCCGCAGCCCCCCAACUAUGACCCCUACAGGAUCAAGGUGCCGGACGUCGUCGUGCCCCCCCUGCCUCCUAGUAAUGCCAAGCCGAUGAUAGACUGCGCGAAGACCAAAGGCCCGUGCUCGCUGAAGCCGGUCCUGCCGGCGCCGCCCUGCCCCCCGCCGCCCCCCAAACCCUUCCCCUGGAUAUACGUGUGGGCAGUCGCUUCGUUCUUCGGACUCAUGGGAUUGAUCUACAGAAUCUACUUAUGGAGAGAAGAAAUGGACAGGAUCAGCGAAAAUGUUCCUAUUUGGCGUCCCCGUCGCAAAGUGAAGCGUCCGUACCACGACAAGGACUUGCCGGCGUGCGUUCAGUACUUGAUUGUAGGCGCGGGCGCCGCCGGCUGGGCUGCCUACCGGGCCAUUAUGGAGCACGACAAGACUGCCAAGGUAUUCUUCAUCUCAAAAGAAGACUGCUUGCCGUAUCAGCGCCCGCCGCUGUCGAAGUACAUGUGGUGGAACCCGGAGCCGCCUGAUCUGAAGACCCUCAACUACAUUAAGGAUGGCAGGAGAAAAACCAUGUACGUAUCGGAGUGCAGCAAGUUCAUGGAUCCCGUGAAGUUCUACCGCAAAAAGGUGGGCCCAGCCGUCUCCAUCGCGACCGGCUGGUGCGUGCUGCGAGUAGACGCUGAGAACCACAUCGCCUACAUCAAGACCAUGUGUGGCGAGCAGCCUAUGUACUAUGAGCGAUGUCUGCUGGCCCCUGGUUCGAAACCAAAGCAGCUGAGCAUAUUCAAGAACGCACCGAAGGCGGUUCGGGACCGCGUGACCACCCUCCGCACCAUCCGAGACCUGGAGAUCGCGUAUCGUAAGGUGAAGGAUUCAAAACACGUGGUGAUUAUUGGCGGAGGCACCAUUGGCUGUGAACUGGCUUGGCACUUCGGCAAAAUGAACCAAGUGGUGCAGCGCAAGGAGGACCAGCCGCCGUUGCAGGUGGUGCACAUGUUCAAAGACAAGGGAAUUCUCUCCAGCGUCCUCCCGGAGUACCUCGGCGAGUGGGCCGCCGAGAAGAUCCGUUGCGAGGGCGUCACGCUCGUGCCCAAGACCCAAGUCUACGACGCCUUCGAGUCUCCCGACGGGAGGUUGGAGCUCACGCUGUCAAAUGGGUCGUCGAUGGUUACAGAUUACGUAUUCGUGGCCGUGGGCGCCGACCCGCGCGUGGAGAUGGCUCAGCCGUCGUUCCUGGAGACCGACGACAUCAACAACGGCUUCCUCGUCAACACCGAGUUGGAGGCACGCACGCAUCUAUACGUGGCAGGGGACGCUGCGAGCUUCUACUCGCAGUGGAAGGACAGCCGGCUUCGCUUCGAGCACUACGACAACGCCGAGGAGCAAGGCUACAUCGCCGGCGCCAACAUGACCGGCUACUGGAUCCCCGCCAACAUGGAGCCGCACUACUGGCUCGUCCUGGGCGACGCGCUCGAGAUGCAGGUCAGUCCCCGGCUGCAGGCCGCGACACACUCGCUCCGAGGAGCAGGGCUACAUCGCGGCAACAUGACGGGCUACUGGGUCCCCGCCAACAUGGAGCCGCACUACUGGCUCGUACUGGGCGACGCGCUCGAGAUGCAGGUCAGUCCCCGGCUGCAGGCCGCGACACACUCGCUCCGAGGAGCAGGGCUACAUCGCGGCGGCAACAUGACGGGCUACUGGAUCCCCGCCAACAUGGAGCCGCACUACUGGCUCGUCCUGGGCGACGCGCUCCAGAUGCAGGUCAGUCCCCGGCUGCAGGCCGCGACACACUCGCUCCGAGGAGCAGGGCUACAUCGCGGCAACAUGACGGGCUACUGGGUCCCCGCCAACAUGGAGCCGCACUACUGGCUCGUACUGGGCGACGCGCUCGAGAUGCAGGUCAGUCCCCGGCUGCAGGCCGCGACACACUCGCUCCGAGGAGCAGGGCUACAUCGCGGCGGCAACAUGACGGGCUACUGGAUCCCCGCCAACAUGGAGCCGCACUACUGGCUCGUCCUGGGCGACGCGCUCCAGAUGCAGGUCAGUCCCCGGCUGCAGGCCGCGACACACUCGCUCCGAGGAGCAGGGCUACAUCGCGGCAACAUGACGGGCUACUGGGUCCCCGCCAACAUGGAGCCGCACUACUGGCUCGUCCUGGGCGACGCGCUCGAGAUGCAGGUCAGUCCCCGGCUGCAGGCCGCGACACACUCGCUCCGAGGAGCAGGGCUACAUCGCGGCAACAUGACGGGCUACUGGAUCCCCGCCAACAUGGAGCCGCACUACUGGCUCGUCCUGGGCGACGCGCUCGAGAUGCAGGUUGUGGGUGAAUGUGGCGCGUGCAUGCCUACAGUGGGGCUCUUCAAACAGUGCACCCCCGAGGAGGCCGCUAAGAAACCGCCUAGCGGGGACGGGGACCGCCCUUGCUACAAAAAGAGCGAAGAGUACAAGAACCGGUACAAGCGUGGCCUGGUGUUCUACCUCCGGGACGAGAUCGUGGUCGGGAUGGUGUUCUGGAACAUGCCUCCCAUCGACGACAGGAAAGAAGUCGCCACAGAGUUGCUUCGGGCGCGGCCCUCGUACAAGGACAUUAAUUUGCUCGCGGAGCUGGUCGGCUUUCCGGACACCCAGUGCGUGUACGCAUCAGAAGAGGAGCUCAAGGAACCCGGCCCUUGUAUCAAAAAGUAA